GGAAGUCCCAGCGCGAUGAGGCGAGGCAGGAAAGCGUCGAUUCCGGCGAGCGCCGCAGCGCCCGCCUCACGGCGCAGAGCCGCCUCCGCGAACGAGCCGGAAGCGCCCGUCGACGCCGCUUCGCUCGAGUCGGACGCCAAUUCGCAGGGCGACCCGAUUCAGCUCCCCGAGAGCAGGACCCCUCCCGGCAAGGCAGAGCAACCGCCGCAAGCCUCCGCUCUGCAGCCCGGACCCCAAGAGCAGCUUCUGCAACAGACGGACACCAUGCUCGGCAUAUUCCGAUCCAUCCCCACCGAGAUGGACUACAAAGGCCAAAAACUAGCAGAGCAGAUUUUUCAGGGAAUCAUUAUUUUCUCUGCUGUGAUUGGCUUUAUGUAUGGAUACAUCACUGAACAGUUUGGUUGGACAGUUUACAUAGUAAUGGGUGGAUUUGCUGUAUCAUGCCUGCUCACACUACCUCCAUGGCCCAUGUAUCGUCGCAACCCUCUGAAGUGGCUGCCUGUCCAGGAAUCGGCAACAGAUGAUAAGAAGUCGGCAGACAGAAAAGUAAAAAGGCACUCUAAAAAUUGAAAACCUAUGUAUCUUGUACCAUUUCCCGACAUUAAAUUUGCUUUCAAAUUGAUUACA
Molecule: messenger RNA, 627 nt
Organism: Elgaria multicarinata webbii
Lineage: Eukaryota; Metazoa; Chordata; Lepidosauria; Squamata; Anguidae
Product: signal peptidase complex subunit 1-like
Exons: 4
Coding region: 16-570 (184 amino acids)
Biological process (GO): protein targeting to ER
Cellular component (GO): endoplasmic reticulum membrane; signal peptidase complex
Source: RefSeq, a predicted model, not a curated record